CGCCGCCGCGGCACCGCGCCAAGCCGAAUAUGACCGACUCAUCGGCUCCGCCUGCGGACGCAGCCAGGGCGCCCAUCUGCGCAGCCUGUGCCGCGCCGCCGCCUCUCGCAGAAGGACAUGCCUCCCACCGCCGCGCAGCGUCCAUGACAUGGUGAUCCUGCUCGAUGACGACCAUGAUCUGGGGUCCAAGCUCGCCGAGGAGGGCCUGAGGCGCUCCCGCAGCCCGUCGCCCAACCCGCCUCCCGCCUACGCGCCCCGCGGCGCCGACCCGCGCUACGAGGAGACCGCACCGCUCCUGGGUUAUGCUCCUCGCCCGGGCAAGGGCGGUAUUUAUCGCGGACAGUCUGCGGCGAGGCGGCUGUGUCGCGCGUAUGUGUGGGUGGUCCUCCUGUUUUGCUUGCUGUGGGUUCUGUACCAGAGCUUAUCGGCGACGGGGCCGCAACAUGCAGAUGAGGAAGUCCUCGCGCGUCCCACUCCUGCCGAUGGCGAGGAGCUACGGUGCAUCCAAGGCGCCGACUACUUCUGGGACGACCACUUCAGCUCUGGGGACGCACCAGAGUUGCCCUCGGCGCUGAGUUCCUUCACCAUCCCCAUCUCGAACCUAUCGAAUUCGCUGCGCAUAUACUCGCGCGGAUCGUCGGCAAGCGGCAGCAUCGAAAUCUUGCCUUCAUUCCACCAUGAUAACGCGGCCAUCGUUCUGGUGGCUGCCCCCCAUCGGUCCAAGGACGUGCUCAUGCAGUCAUCAAUAUGUCUUCUUCGCUCCGAAGUGGGACAAGUCGACCUUGGGAUAUUCACCCCUGACCGAUGGUCGCAAGCGAUGUCAAAGGAGCAUAUACCGCAACAUCACAUCACAGUCCUACUCCCCAUCAUAGCCGAUGGAUACAUACCCUUUCCUCUGGACAAGUUCGCCACCAACCUACCCGGAUUUUCGCACCGCGUUGGCGACCUGGGGCGAAGCGUCGAUAUAUCCUCGGUCUCCCUCAAAUCGUCCGACGCGCCGAUCCUGAUCGAGUCACUCUAUGCGCGCAACAUCUCUCUCGCCACGUCCCACGCCAACAUCACCGGCCGCAUCAACGUCGCAGACAACGUCGAACUCUACUCCCCUCACGGAGACACAGACGUCGAGGUCGACAUCAAAUACGCCCCCUUCGACAUUCCUUCGGAGCACUUAAUCUACGGGAACGGAGGAAACUUCGAAGCCCGAGUCAAAGUCGUCGAUAUCCACGAGCCGCGGACCGAGUUUAUCAACGACUACGCCGUGAUCGCGUACAUGACCAGCGGCCCGCUCGAGGUCAUCUGCGAAGAUUGCGACUCGUUCAAGGUCCAGCUCGAGACUCGACCACCCGGCAACUCCCCCGACGUGCUCCCGAUGCCCCUUCCCCUGCCCCGAAGCUCGGAUGAAAACUCCCUACAUUCGUGACCUUUCGUAUUCGAACGCGAUUCUGGC
Punctularia strigosozonata HHB-11173 SS5 is the source of this 1447-nucleotide messenger RNA. RefSeq lists its product as uncharacterized. The transcript has 5 exons. The coding region runs from base 149 to 1420 and encodes 423 amino acids. The record is from RefSeq and is a predicted model, not a curated record. Lineage: Eukaryota; Fungi; Basidiomycota; Agaricomycetes; Corticiales; Punctulariaceae.